Messenger RNA from Mus musculus (house mouse), 16261 nucleotides. RefSeq names its product homeodomain interacting protein kinase 2 (gene Hipk2). The transcript is spliced from 15 exons. Gene Ontology annotation, biological process: positive regulation of JNK cascade; positive regulation of transcription by RNA polymerase II; negative regulation of BMP signaling pathway. Lineage: Eukaryota; Metazoa; Chordata; Mammalia; Rodentia; Muridae. The record is from RefSeq and is a predicted model, not a curated record. Gene Ontology annotation, cellular component: nucleus; nucleoplasm; cytoplasmic stress granule. Gene Ontology annotation, molecular function: virion binding; transcription corepressor activity; protein serine/threonine kinase activity. Bases 2069 to 5638 code for a protein of 1189 amino acids.
AGCAAUUUUUUAGAAAAGAAACUAUUUAGCAAGGUAAGGCUCACUGAAGAGAUCAGCCGGACUACUGUAUGAACCACAUCAUUUGAGCUAGGACAGAAAAGGGGAAUGUGUUUCUUUAGGAAGGUGGGAAGGGGGCCCUUAGCUUCAUUUGUACCUAGGUAAAACAGAAUGCAGAUGCUUGGCUAGCAGGCCCAGGACCACAAGAGCUGGCCUGUGAGAGCCACACAGGCACAGUAGAAGACUGCCUUGACAUUUCAGUUUGUCUUGGGGGAGCCAGCUGAGUGUGUUUGUUUGCUGCAGGUGAAGUACCACAAACGUCUUCAGUAUCCACCAUUAGAUGGGAUGUACAAACUUGGAUCAUUUUCUUUAUAUUUUAGAGGAAACAGAAGCACCCUGGUUGGCACAUUUUUUUUUUCAAUUCACCCAGUAGGGCUAGAAUUGUUGUGUUUCCUUUUAGUAUUGUGGCUUUCCUUAAAUCUCACCCCUAUUAAGGACUUGGAUUUUAUGUUCUUUUGUAGUGUCUCCCAGUUUUGACUGAGAACAUGGUCAUUGUAACUCAGGGGACCAGGCUGAGAGCUGAUUUAGUUUCCAAUCAGCUUUGGCCUUAGAAAAUGAGGGCAGGCUGGAUGGAAGCUUGGCCAGAAGUGUGUGUCCUCUGCAUUCUGCUGCCUGUGGUCCCUCGGGGAUGUACUUCACCUAACUGGACACAACUGUGCCUCAUCUCUUUGUGGUGACAGAGUAGAGUGCCUUUGUUCAGCCUGGCACUUGAACUGCAGGGCAUGCCCUUCUCUCUUCUCGCAGCUGUUUGCCUGAAGUAGCCAUCUGAGCCUGGGUUUUUUUCCAGUCUGCUCUCUUCUGCCAUCAGUCUCAAGACAUUAGAUAGGUCUUCAGUCUCCUGUCUUUGGCUAGGCCUUACCCUGUAGCAGUGAAGAGUUAAUCCACAUUGAUCUCCCGGGCAGGUCACACGCACUUCUAGCCACCCACCAGAGCUCUCUAGAUUCCUGAAAGAAAGACAUACAGGCACAUACACACAUACACACACACCGAUUUUUUUUAAUAUGCCUUACUAGCUCAAUGGCUGGGGACUUCCUGAACCUCUCCAUGGCUAGCACACACUCCCCUCCGGUAUUCCUGAGUUAACAUUUUCCAAGUCUAUAUUUUAUUUUUGCUGCCCUGCUUCCUUCUGGGCAGCCCUCCCAUGGGACGGCUUCCCCUUAGUGCCUACGUUUCAGCUGUCUCACCCUCCUCUCCUUCACAUGGUGGAAUCCUUCUUCUCCUCUUCUUUUUUGCCCAGGAAUCCUAAAAGUCUUUAACCCUGCCCAGCCAUUGGCAACUUUAUUUCCCAAUCAGUGCCAACUGGGGGCAGGCUUCCUUUAGCCUACAUGCAGGACAUCGUAAACAAGGUUUUUGGAGUAACACAAUUAGCAUGAGAACACAAGCCACUGUAUUACUCUUCCACUGGCAUCAUCCUUAAGAUAUGUGUAUAGGUGUUUUGCAUACAUGUAUGUCUAUGCAUGCCUACUGCCUGUAGAAGCCAUGGGAAGGCCUGAGAACCUCCUUGGAACUGCUGCUUGUGAGCUCUCAUAUGGGUGCUGGGAGUCAAACCCAGGUCCUCGGAAAGCAACCAGUGCUCCUAACCACUGAGCUGUCUCCAGCCCUCCUGACACCAUCUUCAUACAGGCUUCUAUUACCUCACACAUAGACACUGCCACAGUGGGCUUCAUAGCCCACCACAGAUAGCAUCACAGCCAUCAGUCUUUGGCUAUACAUAUCCAUUUCCCAUUCAGAAACCCCACUCCCUUCUCUACCGUAUCCAUUAUGCGUCCAGGACAGAAUCAAAACCAGGUGCUGGAGACCUCAAACUCAGACACCAGCCUGUCUCUCCAAAUCCAUCUGCUGCUGUCCUGAUGAGCUCAGCAAUGUUCAGCAUUUGCAUCUUCCCCUGUAAGGGUUCCCUGUAGAUGAUUUGGUCCUGCUUCAUCUCAUCUUGAUUUUGAUGGUUUGGUGUAUCUGCAAACCAUCCCUGGUCCUGUGAGAGGUAGAUAUCUCAUAAAUCUUAAAUAAAGGUAUGGCCUCACAUGUGCAAGUUUUCUCCCCUCACACCCUUCAAUCAAGUGCCUUCUGUAGUGUGAAGAAACUAAAAGUAGAGCCAAGUUCCAACUGGGACAUGACUGGGUACGGCUCCCACAGCAAAGUGUACAGCCAGAGCAAGAACAUACCACCUUCUCAGCCAGCCUCCACAACCGUCAGCACCUCCUUGCCAAUCCCCAACCCAAGCCUACCUUACGAGCAGACCAUCAUCUUCCCAGGAAGUACUGGACACAUAGUUGUAACAUCAGCAAGUAGCACUUCUGUCACCGGGCAAGUCCUCGGUGGACCACAUAACCUAAUGCGUCGAAGCACUGUGAGCCUCCUUGACACCUACCAAAAAUGUGGACUCAAGCGCAAGAGUGAGGAGAUUGAGAACACAAGCAGCGUGCAGAUCAUUGAAGAGCAUCCACCCAUGAUUCAGAAUAAUGCCAGCGGGGCCACUGUAGCCACUGCCACCACAUCCACUGCCACCUCCAAAAACAGUGGCUCCAACAGUGAAGGGGACUAUCAGCUGGUGCAGCAUGAAGUACUGUGCUCCAUGACCAACACCUAUGAGGUUUUAGAGUUCUUGGGGCGAGGGACAUUUGGGCAAGUGGUCAAGUGCUGGAAACGGGGCACCAAUGAAAUUGUGGCCAUUAAGAUCCUCAAGAACCACCCCUCCUAUGCCCGGCAAGGCCAGAUUGAAGUGAGCAUCUUGGCCCGGCUGAGCACGGAGAGCGCUGAUGACUACAAUUUUGUGCGGGCCUAUGAGUGCUUCCAGCACAAGAACCACACGUGCUUAGUCUUUGAGAUGUUGGAGCAGAACCUUUAUGACUUUCUGAAACAGAACAAGUUUAGUCCCUUGCCCCUCAAGUAUAUUCGCCCAGUCCUCCAGCAGGUAGCCACAGCCCUGAUGAAACUCAAAAGCCUGGGUCUUAUCCAUGCUGACCUCAAACCAGAAAACAUCAUGCUGGUGGAUCCAUCCAGACAACCGUACCGAGUGAAGGUCAUUGACUUUGGUUCAGCUAGUCAUGUGUCCAAAGCUGUCUGCUCUACGUACUUGCAAUCCAGAUACUACCGGGCCCCUGAGAUCAUCCUUGGUUUGCCAUUCUGUGAGGCAAUUGACAUGUGGUCCCUUGGUUGUGUCAUUGCUGAACUGUUCCUGGGCUGGCCAUUAUACCCAGGUGCUUCUGAGUAUGAUCAGAUUCGGUAUAUUUCACAAACACAGGGUUUACCAGCUGAAUAUUUAUUAAGUGCAGGGACAAAGACAACUAGGUUUUUCAACCGUGACACAGACUCACCGUAUCCUUUGUGGAGGCUAAAGACACCAGAUGACCAUGAAGCAGAGACGGGAAUUAAGUCAAAGGAAGCAAGAAAGUACAUUUUCAACUGUUUGGAUGAUAUGGCCCAGGUGAACAUGACAACAGAUUUGGAAGGGAGUGACAUGUUAGUAGAGAAGGCAGACCGACGGGAGUUCAUUGACCUGUUAAAGAAGAUGCUGACCAUCGAUGCUGAUAAGAGAGUCACUCCCAUUGAAACUCUGAACCACCCCUUUGUCACCAUGACACACCUGCUUGACUUCCCCCAUAGUGCCCAUGUCAAAUCUUGUUUCCAAAACAUGGAGAUUUGCAAGCGCCGGGUGAAUAUGUAUGACACAGUGAACCAGAGCAAAACACCUUUCAUCACUCACGUGGCCCCCAGCACAUCCACCAACUUGACCAUGACCUUUAACAACCAGCUGACCACUGUCCACAACCAGGCUCCCACCACCUCCAGUGCCACUCUUUCCUUAGCCAAUCCCGAAGUCUCCAUACUAAACUACCAAUCUGCACUCUACCAGCCCUCAGCGGCAUCCAUGGCCGCGGUGGCCCCGCGGAGCAUGCCCCUGCAGACGGGAACAGCCCAAAUUUGUGCCCGACCUGAUCCCUUCCAGCAAGCUCUCAUCGUGUGUCCCCCUGGCUUCCAAGGCCUGCAGGCCUCUCCCUCCAAGCACGCUGGCUACUCAGUGCGGAUGGAAAAUGCUGUCCCCAUCGUCACCCAGGCGCCAGGAGCUCAGCCUCUUCAGAUCCAACCAGGCCUGCUUGCUCAGCAGGCCUGGCCAGGUGGGGCCCAACAGAUCCUACUUCCUCCAGCAUGGCAGCAGCUGACUGGCGUGGCCACCCACACAUCUGUACAGCAUGCAGCUGUGAUUCCUGAGACCAUGGCAGGCACUCAGCAACUGGCUGACUGGAGGAACACGCAUGCUCAUGGAAGUCAUUACAAUCCCAUCAUGCAGCAGCCUGCACUCUUGACUGGUCAUGUGACCCUUCCAGCUGCCCAGCCCUUAAAUGUGGGUGUAGCCCAUGUGAUGAGGCAACAACCAACCAGCACCACCUCCUCCAGGAAGAGUAAGCAGCACCAGUCAUCUGUGAGAAAUGUCUCCACCUGUGAGGUGACCUCUUCACAGGCUAUCAGCUCCCCUCAGCGAUCCAAGCGUGUCAAGGAGAACACUCCCCCACGGUGCGCCAUGGUACACAGCAGCCCAGCUUGCAGCACCUCAGUCACCUGUGGGUGGGGCGACGUGGCCUCCAGCACCACCCGGGAGCGACAGCGGCAGACGAUUGUCAUCCCCGACACCCCGAGCCCCACAGUCAGUGUCAUCACCAUCAGCAGUGACACCGAUGAAGAAGAGGAGCAGAAGCACGCCCCCACCAGCACAGUCUCCAAGCAAAGAAAAAAUGUCAUCAGCUGUGUCACCGUCCACGACUCUCCCUACUCUGACUCCUCCAGCAACACCAGCCCCUACUCGGUGCAGCAGCGCACAGGGCACAACGGCACCAACACCUUGGACACCAAGGGGGGCCUAGAGAAUCACUGCACUGGCAACCCCCGCACCAUCAUCGUACCCCCACUGAAGACCCAGGCCAGUGAAGUGUUGGUAGAAUGUGACAGCCUAGGGCCAGCGAUCAGUGCCAGUCACCAUUCGUCCUCCUUCAAGUCCAAGUCCUCCAGCACCGUGACCUCCACCAGUGGACACUCUUCAGGGAGCUCUUCAGGAGCCAUCGCCUACCGUCAGCAGCGGCCAGGCCCCCACUUCCAGCAGCAGCAGCCCCUCAAUCUCAGCCAGGCCCAGCAGCACAUGGCUGCGGACCGCACCGGGAGUCACCGUCGACAGCAGGCCUACAUCACUCCGACCAUGGCGCAAGCUCCGUACACCUUCCCGCACAACAGCCCCAGCCAUGGCACUGUUCACCCCCACCUGGCUGCGGCUGCCCACCUCCCCACCCAGCCUCACCUCUACACCUAUACAGCGCCCACAGCCCUAGGCUCCACCGGCACUGUAGCCCACCUGGUGGCAUCCCAAGGCUCAGCACGCCACACCGUGCAGCACACUGCCUAUCCGGCCAGCAUCGUCCACCAGGUCCCUGUGAGCAUGGGGCCCCGGGUCCUGCCCUCGCCCACCAUCCACCCCAGUCAGUAUCCAGCCCAGUUUGCCCACCAGACCUAUAUCAGCGCCUCGCCAGCCUCCACCGUCUACACUGGAUACCCACUGAGUCCUGCCAAGGUCAACCAAUACCCUUACAUAUAAACACUGGAGGAGGCCCGCCAGGGAGGAGGGUGGAGGAGCUCCCAGACCGACCUGGAGAGCUGGGAUUUUCUACUGCAGGUGCCGCACACAAACAAUGCAAUGGGGCAGGGAGGGGGGCAGUCGGGGCACAAAUGAAACUUGAACUAGGAAGUGGGAGGACUUAGAGCGGAGAAGAGACCAUUGUAAAAGGAGGGGUAAGGAGGGGAAAUCUAUGCUUUUUAUUUUAAAAAAGAAAAAGGAAAAAAAGAAAAAGAAAAAUGUUAGUAACAAAAGAGGACAAAAAGAAAAAAACACAGCUCACAACCCAUUCUGCACCAAACCGGAAGGAGAAGAGGCGCGAAGGAGCCUGGAGCAAGGGGCCCCAGUUUUUUGAAGAACUUUAUGAACUUUUUAAAGAUUAUUUUCAUAUGGCAGCAAGUGACAUUGAAGAACUUGCUGUCAGGGACACCUGAUAUGGAAGUCCAAUAGAUUUUUAAUUAAUUGAACAUUAAAAUUAGGGAUUUUCCCAGAACUCCAAAAGGGCCAACAUCCCUUUCAAAUGUCAGGCUCUGUCCUGCAAAGGCUCAUAUUUGGGGGUUGGUCUGGGGUUGGCAAAGCCCAGUUCUGACUUAUUUGUCAGAAAUAGUGGGGUCAGCUAAACUAAUGGAAGGUUCCCCCAGAGGGAGGGCGGGUUCCUCUUUUGGAGCAUUCUGGAUAAAUCCCUAAGCAAUGUUAUUCCUCAGAUGUCAUUAAUUAUGUAUGUUGCAGUCUUUAGUUUUUUUCUUUUCUGAGACUUUCUUUUCUCUUUGGAUCAACCCCUAGUCGUGUAGCACAGGCUAGUGGUUGUCCUGGACACCCUAGAAGAAUGUAGCACUGCACCCUUGUUUCCUACCUUGUGUUCAACUCCAGUGAUACCAAUAGACUAGUCCUCACUGUAAUUGCACAAAGUGAUUUAACAUAGGCAUGGAACCAAUGUGGUAGUCCAGGUGAUGGAGUGAGUGUGCGAGCACGUGUGGGUGUGACCGGGGCUGCCACCCUCCCCGUGUGUCCCUUGGCACCGCCGGCCGUCACAGCCCUUGCAGUCUUGAUUUUACAUCAUUCCCUCCUAGUGCCUUAACGACUGACAGACAGAGACAUGGCAAAGGGUUUACUUCCACUGGUAUUCCAAGAAACUGGUCGGGGCUGGUCAGAUGUUCUCAGCUCUUGUGUAAGCUGUUGUAAUAUUUUACUUGGGUCUUUAUGUUUUUUUCAUUGUUUUAAUGUCACGUGGAUUGUCUUUCCUGGGCUCUUUGUGAGCAGAAGGAUUUCAGAGAAGCUCGCAUAAUGAAAAGGGGAGACUCAUGGAUCUCACAAGGGACGUGGGCGCCGUAUGGUGAGGCACACUGGUGACAGCUGGCUCUUUCGGUGAGUUUUACUUUGAGAGCGGAGAUCCAGAGAGACUCCUCACCCUGCCCUAGCUGUGCCAUGGAUGGCGCUAGGGAGUCUUAGGAAUGGCAGCUUUGCCAGGCAGCUGCCUCAGCCGCCAAGCCCACCACCUCCUUCUUAGAGCCUUACAGGGAGAGGGCAGGAGAUGUUACCUCCCCAGUCCCUCCCUCCUGCACGAAGCCUGGUAGUCUCAGACACACCCACAUCUCUCUCCACCAGCUCAGGAGCUAGGCAGGCUCCUAGUUUGGCCAGCUCUCUCCCCCUGCAGACCCACUGGUAAGUCUGCUGUCACUUCUGUCCUGAAAUUAACCUAGCUCUCCCUAGACAGUUUGAUCUCUGCCUGUGAGAGAGAGAAUGAGCUGAGGGCUGGAGGGGCACUAGUGGGGUGGCCAGAGAUCCAUUGCACUGAGAAAACACCGCCAUGGACAACUAAGGCUCCAAAGAAAUCCACCCUGAGCCUGUGCACCUUUGUUGCAUUCCGCAUACUUUCUCCAGCCUUGAACAGUGGAGUGAGUGGGUAGGAGUUCUCUGUCCUACCGAGAAACUCUGGAGCCGUUGAUGUUAGAGACUUGUCAGGUCCAGGACGGGGUGAAUUGUUUGAUCCUGAUGUGAGUCCUAGCUGGCCCUUCAUCCACAUCAUCAGGUACAAAGAGGCCUCUGGUCAGCAGUCCAGCAUCCUCCAGCCCCCCUCCCUUUCCUCCCUCUUUGGCCCUGUUCAAUCUACUGUGAAAGGCUCUCCUCAUGAUAGCUGUCCUCCUUCAGUAACGAAGCUUACUUAGCUUUUAGCUGUGAAAAACUCUGGAAACUUGCCCAACCAUUAAUUCUUACAAAGUCCCUAAACUGGAUGUGUCUCAGUGCACCCUGGGCCAAAAAGAAGAUAUGCUAGACUUGGGCAUGGUGUGACCCACUUCAGCCGAGGGCUCACUGGGAGUGGACUGGAUGAUGCUGGCCUGUGGUAGGGUGCUCCAUUUUUCUCUUCCUGGUCAGAACCAUAUUAUUCCGAGACCAGCUCUGGCUGGAAGUGAGAGAGCAGGAAAGCCAUCCAUUCGGAGAGGGAUACGGAGCAAAGCCUUUGGAGCCCCUGAGCCAGAGGCUCCCAGAGCCUCUGCAGCAUGGAAUUCUGUCACAGAAGUCUCUAGCCGCUAGAUGGCAGCAUUUCCCAUGGGACUGUCUCGUACUAAGUCACCAUACUAAGUCGCAGCUGACAGUGGGCCUGGCUUGCCCUGCCAUGGGCAACACCUGGAAGGCCAGCACUCUCUGGAGCUGCUGGGCCGAGCUUGCCCUUCAUCUCCUCCUGUCUGCUUGUGCUGAAGCUUCUCCCUCUUCCACAUGUCCUUCCCUUUCUCUUCCAGACCAGGAAUGAGUGUUCCUUGCUGCUCAUAAAGUUAGUAUUGUACUGACUGUUUGUAUUAUUGCCACUGUAAUUAUGAUUAUUAUCACCUUGUUGCUAUUUUAGUCAGGGUUUGAAGUAUACAUUUAUUCCAGGUAUCUUUGUGUUUUCUUCAUAAUAUUUAAAUUUAUUUUAUUCUUGCUGUGUGUAUAUGAGUAGACUGGAGGGACAUAUAGAUUAGAUGCCUGAUCUUGUCAGAGGAAAGGAAAGGAAAAAGAAAAUAAAUAAAUAAAAUAAGAAAAGGCCCAGGAACUAGGAAAAACUGUUUCUAUCAGCUCUGUCCCUCAAAGAGCUGCAAGAAAGACCUGCCCUACCACAGAGCAGAGACUUGGAUACCCUGGCGCCUUCCCCUCCGCACGGCCCGGCUGUGUACAAAGCCGCUGUCGGUGCUGUGUCUUUUGGACCCUUUGGCAGCUUCUCUCACAUCCUCUGUGCUCUCCUCCAGGUGUGAACUACUGACCAGAUUUUAACCUGCCUCGCAUCUGACGUGUAGCAUCAAAGCUUCCACUAACCCCCACCCCGUCCCUUCACUAUUCCCAUUAACAAACUUGGAGUGUGGCUUAUCUCCCUCAAUGCAGAGACAGUGGUCCCACCUGGAGGCCAUUAGGUACAGUGAGGGUGAUGGGCACAGUGUUCCUGUGAGAGAGUUCCCUCGUCUGCUCUUCCCCAGGCAAAUCCUCCCAGCUCCCAAUUGUAGGGAGCCAGGUAAGGAACAGGACACGAGACAGUCUCAUGGGAAGGACCUCUUCUAAAUCACUGGCAAGUGAAGUGCACAUGGGACCUUUUAGACCACCCUGCUUCUGAGCUGUGGCUGUGCCCUGCCUGCACUGUGAUGUGUGUGUGUGUUUACCCCACUACCAGGCAGAAACAACCAGACCCCCAGUGAAGAAAGGAUUGGAGCAAUAGCUUCCCCAAACAGAAGGCAGCCACUCUGCAAACCUCAUCCCACAACCACCCCUCCCUUGAUCUCAAGUCCCAUAUUCAGAGCUGAUGCAUCAGGAGUAACACAGAAUCCCAGCUAGUUAGCAUCCUCACUAAGUUCCCACUGAGGUGCUCAGCACUGCAUCCCUUUACAAAGAAGAUGGAAGAAAGGCUGCUGCCCUUGGGACUAUCCUCUCAGUGGAAGGAGGGCCACUUAGUCCUUACUAGACCAUGUGUCCCUGGUGCAUCCUCUGGGCCUUCUUUAAUGAAGAUAAACUGCUCGGCAUGAGGAUGAUGAAAUCAGCUCAGGUCUGAAAUCGGUCUGUGGUACCUUGGGACCCUCAGGUCAGCAGGCUGCUGCUGCUCGCUGGUUCUUCCUGGGCCCUGGCACCCAUGUCUCUGUUCGUGCGGCGGGUGAUGUCUUGGGAAAGUGGAUGAGGAGCAGGCCAGUAGGCAAGGCUUGUGGUAGUGCCAGUUAGCCCUGUGAAUGGAUGUUUGAUGUGAUUCAGAGGAAAAGGGGGCGAGUGGCCAGUGUCCCUGACUGUAUUGCGUUCUCCCCUUCCUCGUAACAAAGUUGUUUGCAGCUGUAAAAGCCAGCCUGGCUUGGUUCUCUUUGUCUAAGAACUGGAACUGAGCAGCCAGCGUAGAGCAGGUCAGGAAGGGAGGUUAGCCCAGCAGACAGGAGCUCCCUGGACUGCGUCUCAGAUGUUGCAAACACUCAUUUUGAACAGUGUGUGGUGGAGGAGUGGGUUGGGUGAUGUGAGUGGAGUUUACGUUCUUGGAAACCAGAGUGAGGUGCCUAGGAGGCUUAGGGAAGUAUUGCUGCUGGUUCAUGAUGAUGAUGGUAGCUGGGUCCCCACCUGCCCCUCCCUCCCCCGGGUUCUCAACAUCUGGCUAAGGGAGGGUAGGUUGUGGGCGUGGCUCUUGCUGGCCUGCCAUGUAGCUGCUAGGACAGAAAACAGAAAGAAGAUUGCUCUGUGCCCUCAGCUAGCAGACAGAAUUCCAUAAGGCAAGCUCUCCUUUCAUGGCCCAGCCUGAGACUGCACACACACACACACACACACACACACACACACACACCCCACCAGCUACUGGAUCACAGCACACUCCAUCCUGGGUCUCACAGGCUUUGCCCCUCACUCAUGUUUUUCCCUCUUAUUUGCUUUACAAAUUUUCAGUGGAGAAGCCUAAAGAUUAAGCAAGCCUGAGAUGUCCUUACCAAAUUGGAAAGGAAAGGAAAGCUGUCCCUUCCUAUAGCCAAAGAACCCUCACAAAGACAUCUGGAGAUGGACAGAUGCAUUCCCUGGUCCUUUCUGGGCAAUAUGACUUCAGUGACCUUCCAUUUACCUUACCUUUCUAUCCUGCCUUUUUUUUUUUUCAUUGCAGUUAUUUCAAAACCACUCAUCUUCAAAGAGGAGUGGAGUAGUGGCCCUAAAUGUUGCUACUCCAAGGAACUGAUAUCCCUCUAGCACUCCUUUGUGAUUAAUUGAUCUCAUGCUACUGUGGGAAGCUAGAAAACAAGCAAGCAACCUUCUCUGAUGACCCCACACUGUAUCCCAGGCUGAGAAUGUGUAGGACGGGCUGGCAAUGGCAGUAUCGGCCCACUUGCCUUAGUCUCCACAAACAGACCCAGACAAGUCGGUCAAGCCACUAGAGAACCAAAGAUGGCAAGAUAAGGCUUAAUUGCAAAAGGAACCUCAUGAACUUUGGCACUAUGGCUCACUGUAGUAACCGCCCGAGGAAAGGUUUCCCGAGUCUUUGGGGUAGCUCCUGAGAAGUAGCUCCAACCAGAAGCUCAGAGCUGCCAGAAAAGAGGUCCUGGAGGUUCCCUGUCACAGAACCUCCAUGCUGCCUGACUUCUAAGCUAGAACCCCUCCCUGCCCCAAUCCUUUGAGUGUCCCUCAUCACAGACCCAUCCAGGAGAGCAUUAUACUAAUUGUCUCUUGCUGCACAAGAGCAGUGUCCCUCAUGGAAGGACUCACUGACAUUUGUUGAGUAUCCACACACAAUAUGCCAAGCCCUUUCUCCAUGUCCCCUCAGAGAUCCAUCCAUGGGAAGAAGUCAACACCCACUAUGUGACAGAUAGAAAAGCUGGCCCUCUGAGGAAGUGGCAUGUGUGAAAGGGGAACACGAUGCAUCUCAGAGCCCCCAGGUUCUGGUUUUCUUAAUCCGAUGUUCCCACUCCCUGUAUGCCAAACACUGUGCUAAGAAUUGCUGACGAGCCCUAGGACAGCAGCCGUGCAGGACCUGUGCAGAGGAGGCGCCUGGCUUGCAGACCCCGGGGCCUGCCCAGGCCACCUAGCUAAUAAGAAGGGAAGUCAGAUAUUCUGUCUACUUGGCUCUAGAGCUGAGCUCACACACCAGCCUCAGCUGCCUCCCUUGUAUAACAAGGACAGUCCUUUGCAGAAUGUCACACUCUGCCUGCCCCCGUGUGACAGUGGACUUCAGCAGGUAUGUGCAAAGAGGGUUCCUGGAUUGGAUGCAGGUGAAAGAGGCAGAGUUUGACGUUAAGAAAAGUCUCUGGGGAGUUCCUCGGGAUUCCUGGAAUUCCUGUUUCUAGCAACUAGCUUUAGCCACUCAGGCUGCUGCAGCUCCCAUGAGAGUGCAGGGAAGGUGUUCUUUCUUUUAAAUAAAUACAUAAAGAUGAUUUUUUUUCUUGCUUAUAGUUAAUCUUAGGAAGGCAAUACUAAAAGUAUAUAUUUUUUUCCAAAAUGCUAUUUUUUACUGUACUUGAUAAAUAUCAUGACAGCUCUGAUCUCUGUAAUAGGCCCGCUCUUCAGCUCUGCACAGAACCGGAAGCCAGGUUCAUGCCAAAUCUGUAAAUACCAUGUGGGUCUGUGUCCAGGAACUUCUGUUUUCUAUGAAGAAACAGACAAAACAAAAAACAAACAAAAAAAAAACAAAAACAAGAAAAACCCAAACAAACAAAAACAAAAAAGGGGAGGGGGUAAAGGCAAGAGGACUUUUGGGAAGAGAACAAAAUUGAAUUUUCUUGCAGGAAACACCCUUCUCAAAGAGAAGGACAACAGCAAAAAUGGGCAGAGCAGCCGCAGAACGGGAGGAGGAGGAGGCGUCGGUGGGGCCCAUGGCGGCCCUGGGGUUGAGAGUGCUGUGCUAGAAGUUUCAUUUCACCUAAGAGAUGACAAAAAUCUAGAAAUGCUUUAGGGCUAGGCUUUAACUUCUUCAAACUCUGUUUUGGGUGGGUUUCUUGUUUCUCUUUUCUUGUAAAAAUGUCUGUACUGACUGGCUCCAGGCUUGUUUGCCUAAAUUCUUAGGUGGUUUACACAAGUUCUCAAUUCUUGUAGAACUUUAAAUCCAUUGGAAGCAAACCCAGCCAGUGUAGAUCUGAGGUCCUGGCUGGUGUCAGUAGGUGUUCUGGAACUCAGGCAGAGCACCUAACAAAAUCUUCAGAAGGUUUUAGCUACAUUAUCUUACACAAACUGUGACCCUAAUGGCAAUAAUUACCUCAAAUGUGGGCAUUCGUCCUGGUCUAGCCUUUUUUGAAAUCAUGUAGCCAGCUUGAUCUUGUGAUUUAAAAGACAAUGAAUUGUUCCCUGUGGGCUGAAAGUAAGGAUUGACGCAUACCCUGGUCACUGUUGCCUAAGUGAAUUCUGAGAAUAAAAUUCUCAUCAUUACACCAGAAGUGAAACCAAGAAGAGAUGAUGAUGUCUGCGUGUCAUAAUCAGCAUGCUGUUCAAGUGCACAGAGCAUGUUUCUCUAGGUAACGUGCCCUCUGAGUUCUCCACUAUCAAGUAAAUGACACAACUGACUGUAGAUACUCAUACAGACUUCUGGCUACAUUUUAUAGUUAAAGUAUUUUAUAGUUUACAUUUAAUCUGGUACUUUUUAAAAAGAAAAUUGUUUAUAACUGACAUCUUCAACCACAGCGAUUGACUGACUCUUGUUUUAGAAGCUGUCUCCCCAAGGCAGGCAUGUUCCACUCAUGCUGUGCCACAGCCUGAUGCAUGUGUUUCCCUUAUUGUUGCUUUCCAGUGAACCUGAAAGAAUGUGAAAGGAAGUCAAGAGGGAAUGGGAAAGGGCGAGUCCUGAACCUGGGCCAUCCGCAGAGUCCGGUGCCGUGUGCGCCAGAGCUUGGAGGGGCGGUGAGACUGAUCCCCGCCGCCUCACCAACACUGUCUUGAUAUGAAUGCUUCCUUUGUGACCGGGCCACUCACCUGGCAGUAGGUGAUGCCGGCACUCAGCAGCUCUGCAGGUCUGGAUGCUGCUCCUGGGUCCGCAGUGAACCUUGGUCAGCAUUUUGAGAGGGAGAACAAUACCCCUGUGCCCAUGUUCACUGGCUGGAUUUUCCACGUGUUGCUGGUUUUGUCAGUUUUUUUUUUUCUUUAAAACAAACCCCAUGUAAAAUAAUGUGUACUUUAAUUCACCCAUUGCCUGGCUAAGAUGUGAAACUCAGUUCAGAAGAUGGCUUCAGAGCCAAAGGGCAGGGGUGGGCAGUGCGGGAUGGUCCUGGAGACAGAGGGCUUUGCAGGGAUGGAAGCAGGCUUCAGAGACAUGAGCAAGAGAAGACAGGAAAUGUCAAUUUCCCUGACAGUUUUGUAAGGUUUGGGUUGGGUUUUUACUGGGGUAUUUUGUUAUGUUGUGUCUUUACGACAGGUUCUUACCAUGUAUCCCUGGCUGGUCUAGAACUCACAAUGUGAACUGGGUUUUGUUUGGUUUUGGUUUUCUCUUGUGCCACCACUGAACUGUGGAGGACCCGUGGCGACCUGUGGUGACUCCUCACCGCCCAUGUUUGGUUUGCGCUCACAGCAUGCUCUUGUGUAUGUUGAAUGUCCUUGUAGAAUGUUGUUCUCACGCUUCUUAGUCAUAUCCUAGGCGUGUGCGUGUGUGUGUGUGUGUGUGUGUGUGUGUGUGUGUGUGUGUGUGUGUGUGUGAUUUGCUUUGCACUAAUAAACCAAAUGAAUUUUGUCUCAUUGUCUUUGAAGCUAACCCAUGUUUUUAAAAGUGAGAGGUAUGGAAAUGGGCUUUUCAUUAUUAUUUGAAAAGUAAAUUCACUGUAGCAUAAAAAUAAAAAGGGCUCUGCUGUCUUCUCUUUAGUUCCCUCUCAACCAAUUUCCAAAUGACUCUCCUGGCCCCAUCCCCACCUCUGGCUCCCCACCGCAGAUCCAUGCUCAGGCACUCAGGACUCCCAGAAAGCUCAGCUCUGGGAGCCAUGCCCCUGCUCGCUGCCCGCCUGCCCGCCCGCCCGCCCGCCCGGCUGUUGGUCCAUGGAUUGCUCACGCUGUCAGUACUCUGGCUCAGGUUAUGAGGAAGGACGUGGAAGUUGAAAGUGACUUAACUGUGCCAUCCUCUAGCUUUCUAUGACUCUGACACACACACACACACACACACACACACACACACACACACACACACACACCAUGUGCCCUUCAAAGCAGAAGUCCUAUUCACACUGCCUCCAAGUCUGUUGGCUUCCUGCCCUCCACAUCCCUCUCUUGUGUUACUGCCCAUUUAACGCUGGCUUUCUUCCAUGGGUUACCUAGGACACAAUCAUUUAUAGCCCCCAAAGCACCCUUCACCCCUUUAAGUGUGUAUUUUAACCAAAUGAAGUUGACAAGAAAGGCAUAUGUUGGGGCUGCAGGAUUCCUAGUGUAGUAGAAGCAUUGUAUAGAUAGAGAUGUUGAUAUAUAUGUUUGUGUAUAUAUAUAUCAAGCCAAAUUUCUGAUAGAAAAGUAUAGCUUUAUGGAUGAGAAGGAAAAGGAGCCCUCUAGAGGUUGGAGCCAGCCUCGAUGUGUCCAAUGAGCAAGACACGCCGUGCUUCACGCGCAGCUAAGGCCCCAGGACCCGGCCCUGGCCUCACCUCUGCAAAGCUGGGGGGCCCCGAAGGCUCUGCUGCUCUCUGUGGGUCCCCAGCAAUGAAGGCAUAGGAGAGUGAGGAGACAGAGAUCAUAAGGACUGGAAUUUUUCAUCCCUUUUUGCUCUGGCCACCUGUUUUGAGCUACAGCCUGAUUAUAUCACAUUUCCAAAAAGUAGUACCAUGAAGAUGGCGAGAGAGAUCUGUCACAAUGCUUAGCUUUCGACUGCCUGUGGCUUCAGGAUGCUCAGGACAGAAAGACACACUCCCCAAAACAAGAACAUGGAGAAGGAGACCUGGCAGUACCCAUCCCCAAGGCCAAGGAAUGAGGCUCCCUCCCCCAGGUCAUCUCACCUAGAUCUUUCUCCCCCAGGUCAUCUCAGCUCAGUCUUGAUAGCCUCUGGAAAGCCCUGGCCUGUCGUGUUCCUUCACUGUGUGGUUUCUGUAAUAAAGUGUUAAUCCAUGUUAACCUGUGUGGGGAUUAUCGCGUGCAACAGUAUUUUCUCGUGUACCUCUUUCUCCUCUGUGACGUGUCCCUCUUUUUUUUAUUUAUAAAUGUCUAAUUUGGUUUUUUUUUUUUAAGGACAAACCAGUGUGUCGUAGACCUCUAUGUAACCUGCUCCUUAGUCUCAUUAUAGGUAUGUUAUAAGGAUGGAUAUUUUACUUGGCUUUAGAAUGUUUUUCAAGAAAACUAAUUCUUAACUGAUGAAGUUGUUGCUACUAAAAUGCUUGUUUUCAUCAUGACGUCGUGCGCUUCUAAAUUAAUCAUCAUUUUCGUUGUAGAAAAAUGGAGUGAAUUUAUAUUAGUCUUGGAAACUAAUAAUAGCAUUGUAAAUUUAUGAGAUGAUUUUAACAGAAAAAUUAUAGAAGAAUAUAGUUAUUUUAAUUGUAAUAUUACUAACUGUAGGGUGAGGCGGGGUCCUGUUGUGGUGAACUGUUAUAGCUUGUUACUCAGUUUCUUUUUGAUCAUUUUCUCGGUCUCUGAGGUGAAGCGAGUUAUUAAUUGAAUCUGUAAACUCACAUAUGCAUAUUGUAUAUGUGUAGCGAUGUGAUCACACUGUCUUGGAAUUACAUUAAACUGUUUGGAAUCACUGAA